AUGAAAGAUCAUAUUAAAUAUAUUCAUCGUCAAAAUUUUGAUUUUAAUCACUUAUUAGAAUCACUUCAUAUUAAUAAUAGUUCAGACGUAUAUAAUGUGACUGAAGACAAAGGUCAAUAUCAACAACGAUAUUAUGAUGAUCCUAUAUCAACAAUCGAACUCGAUAAAUUUAAAGAACGAGUAAAUUUAAUCGACUUAGGCAAAAGAUCCGAAAAACUAAUACAUUUUGGAAGUUUAUUUUCAUCAAAUAGAAAUGUUCGACAAUUACCUGAAAGUAUUGAAUUUUGGAAUAAGUUAAUGAGGAACAUGCUACCAAAUAAUCCAAUUAUAAAUUAUAUUGCAGAUAAAAUCAUUGAUAAGAUUGGAGGAAUGAAUAGUUAUAUUGGUGUACAUCCUAGAUUAAAAGAUAGCUUCUUUGCCAAGAGACGAAAUAAUACAGUACAAGGACUCAUCGAAAAAAUUCAAACAGAUUUCAAAGAUGGAGUUUGUUUAACAACAAAAAUAUAUCUGGCAAUAGAUAUAAAACGAGAUCACUCCUCCCUUCAACCAUUCUUUCAAACAUUCUCAUGUAUUUACGUAUUGGAUGAUUUUAAUGAUCUUUUAGAACCUUUAAGAUUUUUAAAAAAUCCUAGGGAUGGUAUGAUUUUGUAUGAUUUUCUAAUACCGUUAGUAGAUUUGAUAGUAGUAUCAAAAGGCAGUAAGUUUUAUGGAACUGAAAAGAGCACUUUUUCAAGUUAUGCUAAACGAUUAAAUGAAGCAUGGAUUAGAUGA
Dentiscutata erythropus is the source of this 771-nucleotide messenger RNA. NCBI's taxonomy places the organism in Eukaryota, Fungi, Glomeromycota, Glomeromycetes, Diversisporales, Gigasporaceae. The record is from the annotation of a GenBank genome assembly.